AUGUGUUACUAUGGUGGAUACUAUGGAGGCCUGGGUUAUGGCUAUGGUGGCCUAGGAUGUGGCUAUGGCUGUGGCUGUGGCUAUGGUGGCUAUGGCUGUGGCUAUGGCUAUGGCUGCUGCCGCCCACUGUGCUGUAGAAGGUAUUGGUCUUAUGGCUUCUUCUGA
This is a messenger RNA of Apodemus sylvaticus (European woodmouse), 165 nucleotides long. RefSeq names its product keratin-associated protein 20-2-like. The coding region runs from base 1 to 165 and encodes 54 amino acids. NCBI's taxonomy places the organism in Eukaryota, Metazoa, Chordata, Mammalia, Rodentia, Muridae. The transcript has a single exon. The record is from RefSeq and is a predicted model, not a curated record.